AGUGUUUUUUUUUUCUUUCUUGCCGUGGUGACACACUGCUAGUCUGCAGAGAGACAUAGGGAGCUAUGAAGGAGACAAGUGAAAGCAAGAAGACGAGGCCCAGCCGAUCUUUUCAUUGAUCUUGAGGCGAUCAAGGGAAGCCGCACCGAAGAGGACACACUUAGACAGAUUCGAGGAUGGAUCCUGGCAUAUCAAACCUGGGAUUUUAACAUCUGGACUUGACAUCUUCUCGCUUUGCAGAGUUUGGAUCCAACUGACCAAUCAGACAGUGAAAAACUGAUCUGAGAUAGGAGAGAUGUACAAAUUAUGGAUUAUUAAUUGUUAGAAAACUGCAUUCAUGCGGGAUCGGGUUUACAGCUGGGAAAUGUCAUGUGAACAAUACUCCAAGUUGGAUUAACUGUUUAGAAAACUUGGGAAAAGAUUUUCUUCAGGAGUGACAUCAUGAACUCUGACCGGGACAUCCCAUUGGCUUGUCUGGCCAAGACAUGCUGACCAGAAACUCAUAGUUUACACUAAAAUGGAAUUAGAAGUUUCUCUUUUUUAAAAGUUUUUCUUCCUUCCACCUUUGCCUUUUGAGAAAACAUCAGAUCAAAACAAAGGUCAUCCAGCUCAGACUGAACGUGGAGCCUCUGAGGGGCACAUAAAUGCAUCUUUAGCAUUUACUGGCAGGUUGGAAGCCUGGUUUCAGCCAUCUAAACACUGAGGUGUGGACAAGAGUGCGAGCGAGGCGGUUGGCUGGCUGAGUCAGCUCCAAUGGGGGCCGGUUGUGACCCGGUCUGACCCCGGUUUGACCUUGCAGUGACCUCUGAUCUCUCCGGUCCUGGCUCUCCACCUGCUCUGCUGCCUGGGUUCCGGAACGCUCCGCCCUGGGGCCCAGAACGAGCCAAUCAGAAUGAAGAAGAGCCGCAGCGUGCUGUCUGUGACGGGAGAAGAGAGUAAUGACAUAGAUAUAACAGGUGCUGGGGAGAAGGCGGAGUCAUCUCGCUACAGCCGGUCUUAUACAUCUGGGGCCACACUAGGGGCUGAACUACGCAGAGGGAGGAGCAGAAGACUCUCGUCUAGUCUUCAGGUGCCCUGCUGGCUCCGCCCUCGAGACCGCACUCGUUCACCAGAGGUGCUGAACAACGUGUCGCGUCCAACAACUCUUCCCCUCCGCAUCCCGCCGCGCAUCUCCAUCACACAACCAGACACUGACAGUUACGAAGCAGAAAAUGGCGUGUCACCAGGUCACACCCCGCUGGGUUCGCAGAGUCCAGGCCUCACCAUACACACCUCCUUUCCCCAGGGCCAGAGAAGAGAGUCCUUCCUCUACCGUUCUGACUCGGACUACGACAUGUCGCCCAAGACGGUCUCGCGUAAUUCCUCCCUUGCCAGCGAAGGGCACACAGGAGAGGACUUUAUUGUCACACCUUUUGCUCAAGUACUGGCCAGUCUGCGAUCAGUACGGAGCAACUUCACCAUUCUUGCCAACGUCUCCACACCAACAGUCAAUCUGCAGUUUCCGGUAGGUCUAACUAAUUGUGGGGUCCUCAGGAGGUCUCCUCUGGGUGGAGUUUGCGUCAGUCCCAGGGCGUCACUGUCAGACCAGCAGUACCAGCAGCUUGCCCUGGAAACACUGGAGGAGCUGGACUGGUGCUUGGACCAGUUGGAGACCAUUCAGACACAUCGCUCUGUCAGCGAAAUGGCCUCCAACAAGUUUAAGAGGAUGCUGAACAGAGAGCUGUCCCACCUCUCAGAGAUGAGUCGUUCUGGUAACCAGGUGUCUGAAUACAUUUCCAGCACCUUCAUGGACAAGCAGAAUGAGGUGGAAAUCCCGUCUCCCACUCUGAAAGACAAAUCUAUGAGUCACAUCAGUGGAGUAAGGAAACUGUCUCACAGCUCCAGCCUCUCCAGCGCUUCAAUGCCUCGCUUUGGUGUUAACACAGACCACGAGGAUGAGCUUGCCAAGGAGUUGGAGGAUCUGGACAAGUGGAGUUUUAACAUAUUCAGAGUAGCAGAAUUCUCCAACAACAGACCCCUCAGCUGCAUCAUGUACACCAUCUUCCAGGAGCGAGAGCUGUUGAAAACAUUUCGUAUCCCAGUCGACACCUUUGUCACUUACGUGAUGACCCUGGAGGACCAUUACCAUGGAAACGUAGCGUACCACAACAGCCUCCAUGCUGCAGAUGUCACCCAGUCCACACACGUCCUCCUCUCCACACCUGCUCUUGAUGCUGUCUUUACUGACCUGGAGAUCCUCGCCGCCCUGUUUGCUGCAGCGAUCCAUGAUGUAGACCACCCCGGCGUUUCCAAUCAGUUCCUCAUCAACACCAACUCGGAGCUGGCCCUCAUGUAUAAUGAUGAGUCAGUUUUGGAGAACCACCACCUCGCUGUGGGCUUCAAGCUUCUGCACCAGGAAAACUGUGACAUCUUCCAGAACCUCACCAAGCGACAGCGCCAGAGCCUUCGCAAGCUCGUCAUCGAUAUGGUGUUGGCCACAGACAUGUCCAAACACAUGACCCUACUGGCUGACCUGAAGACCAUGGUGGAGACCAAGAAGGUGACGAGCUCUGGCGUGCUGCUCCUGGACCACUAUACAGAACGGAUACAGGUGCUGAGGAACAUGGUGCACUGUGCAGACCUGAGCAACCCCACCAAGGCGUUGCCGUUAUACAGACAGUGGACGGAGAGGAUCAUGGAGGAGUUCUUUCGACAGGGUGACAAGGAGCGAGAGAGGGGGAUAGAGAUCAGCGCCAUGUGCGACAAACACACUGCUUCUGUGGAGAAGAGUCAGGUUGGCUUCAUCGACUACAUUGUCCACCCGCUAUGGGAGACGUGGGCUGACCUGGUGCACCCGGACGCCCAGGAGCUGCUGGACACACUAGAGGAGAACAGGGAGUGGUACCUGAACACCAUGCCCCAGUCUCCCUCACCUCCCCCGGACAGACACCUGCAGCAUGACCGCUUCCAGUUCGAACUCACCCUAGAGGACCUGGAGCACAACAACCACAACCACAUACACCUGAGCAACAGCAGCCAGACAGCCAUCUGUGAUGACAGCAUCGAAGACCAAAUGCAGGACGGCCGGGCGGAGCUGAAAGGCGAGGAACAGAACUAUGAAGAAAAUGAGAAAGAAGACGACGAGAAUCACAACAGCGAACACAACGGAGUCGGAGAUGAAGAGGAGGAGGAGACUACAGAAAGAGAGGGAGAAGAUGAAGAGGAGGAGCAUGGAGAGGACCAAGUAGAAGAAGAAGGAGGAGGAUGUCAGACAGAUGAAACAGAAAGAGGAGAGGAAGUGAAUGAUGCAACGGAGGAUGAGGAGACUAAAGAACAGGAGGAAGAGAAUGAGCAAAAUCAGGAUGUUGAACAAGGGCAGGAAGAGGGUAAUGAGGAAGGGGAAAAUGAUGAAGAGGAAGGCGAGGAAGGUGCAGAAAAUGAGGGCGGAGAAGGUGAGGAAAUGUUGGAAAGUGAAGAAGUAGAAGGGGAUUUAGAGGGAGAAAAAGAAGGUGAGGGGGGAGAGGAAAUGGAAAAUGAGGAGGGCGAAGUGGAGGAAACUGUGGAAAAAGAGGAGGAGGGAGAGAUGGAGGAGAAGGAAGAGGAGGAGGCAGCAGAGGAUGAGGAAAAUGUAGAACAAGAGGAGGGCAAGCAAGAGGAGGAGGAGGAUAAAGUUGAGGAGGAGGAGGUAGAAGAAGCAGAAGAUGUCAAAGAGGAGAAAGGAGAGCUGGAAGAAGAGGAAGAGGAGGAAGUGCCAACUGAGGAUGAAACUGGAAAGGAGGAAGAAGAAGAAGAAGUGGAAGAGGAAAGUUAGUUGGGUGUAAAAACACAACUAACAGAGUUAGCGAGGAAUGGUUAAGAAGUAACUGCUUCCUCAUGGAAGAGGAUAUAGAGUUGAAGAUGCCCUUCUUUCCUCUGACCACUUAAUCAUGUGACCCUCUCAGCUGAAGGCCAGUGUAUGCUCAACUACAGAUGUCUAAAACCUCAGAGAGAAACAUUUAAGACGGACAGUACAGCACCGGACCCAAACCUACGCCUUCCCGAACAGCCAGAUUGUUGCAACGUCUUGAUCAACUGGUAGUAUCACCGAAUAUCUGUACAUCCAUCACUGCCGUAGGGAAUAAACUGGGGAUAAUAAAAGGGGGGGGGGACCCUUUGUACUCCUGAAAAUCUAAAAGAAACCUGAAAUACGUACAUGCAAAUAAGUGCUACCCAUUAUCUCUCUGUCACUGUCUCGUUUAUGAGGAAGAUACCACACACACACACACACACACACACACACCGACCAACAACUGUUAAAAGAAUGUCAACUUCCUCCGUUCUGUCAGAAAAGAGAAAAAAAUAAUGCAAAAAGUCUGGAAAGUGUAGUUUGUCGUCUUUUAUUUACUACAAAACUUUCCACCUCUGAACAGGACGCCGAGUAGACCUUUGGGCUCUGGUCUAGGAACAGUUUAACCUCCUCACAUACUAACCUUAAAGCAACAAUGCUGGCUCGCUGAAAGCACUUCUGAAUAAUAUCUGGACUGUUUUGUCAAGGUGCAGACAUUUGCAGUCCAGCUCAAAAGGCUGACCUGUGUGUAACAUGUCGAUGUCGGUUCAUGUUUGAAAAUAAACCACACCCAGUAUUCAUCCCAUCACGACUGUUUCACCACUCCCAGACUGUGAGUGUGAUUCCCGGGUGAUUUUGUGCCAAAGUGUCCCACGACCAGCACUGAGCAAUUCAGCCUUCCUCCACACAAGGUGGCUACUCGUCCGUGAAGCAAUGAACUGUGGGACCAGGGUAACGGGUGUGAUGGUCUUCCACAAGUCCCAUUUUUAGUUUUGUUUUUGUAAAAAUGGUAUUUGGCACUUUAUCUAACACCCCUGUUACAUAUAUGUACAUAAUAAACAUGUAUUUUAAUCUGCUGAUG
Micropterus dolomieu (smallmouth bass) is the source of this 4886-nucleotide messenger RNA. Its product is annotated as cAMP-specific 3',5'-cyclic phosphodiesterase 4C-like. The coding region runs from base 893 to 3790 and encodes 965 amino acids. Gene Ontology annotation, cellular component: cytosol; nucleus; perinuclear region of cytoplasm. Lineage: Eukaryota; Metazoa; Chordata; Actinopteri; Centrarchiformes; Centrarchidae. Gene Ontology annotation, biological process: signal transduction. The transcript has 17 exons. Gene Ontology annotation, molecular function: 3',5'-cyclic-AMP phosphodiesterase activity. The record is from RefSeq and is a predicted model, not a curated record.